Tetrahymena thermophila SB210 is the source of this 1416-nucleotide messenger RNA. Its product is annotated as tubulin. Gene Ontology annotation, cellular component: microtubule; cytoplasm. Gene Ontology annotation, molecular function: GTPase activity; GTP binding; structural constituent of cytoskeleton. Gene Ontology annotation, biological process: mitotic cell cycle; microtubule cytoskeleton organization. The transcript has a single exon. NCBI's taxonomy places the organism in Eukaryota, Ciliophora, Oligohymenophorea, Hymenostomatida, Tetrahymenidae. The record is from RefSeq and is a predicted model, not a curated record.
AUGAGAGAAAUUGUUUGCAUUUCAGCAGGUCAAUGCGGUAACUAAAUAGGAUAUAAGUUCUGGGAAAGAGUUUCUCAAGAGCAUGGAGUCGAAGAGACUGGUCUGUAUAACGGAAAUAAUGACUUAUAGCUCGAGAGAAUUGAUGUUUACUAUAAUGAAGGCUCAAGUGGACGUUAUGUACCUAGAUCAGUAAUGGUUGAUUUGGAACCUGGUGUAUUGGAUUCAAUUCGUGCAUCAAAAUACAGAUAACUUUUCCAUCCUGAUAAUUUCAUUCACGCUCAAAGUAGCGCUUCUAAUAAUUGGGCUAAGGGACACUAUUCUGAAGGUGCUGAACUUUAAUAGGAAGUUUUAGAUAUUGUCCGUAGAGAAGUUGAAGGUUGUGACAGCCUAUAAGGUUUCCAAUUCACUCAUUCUAUUGGUGGAGGCACUGGAAGUGGUAUGGGCACUUUGCUUAUUUAAAAGCUUAGAGAAGAAUAUCCAGACAGAAUUUUUUCAAGUUUUUCUGUUUUCCCAUCCGUAAAAGUAAGCGAUGUUGUAAUUGAACCUUAUAAUGCUACAUUGAGCAUUCAUUAGCUCAUAGAAAAUGUUGACUAAUGCAUGGUUAUAGAUAAUGAAGCUUUAUACAAUAUUUGCAUGAAAAAUUUAAAGAUUGAACACCCUACUUAUGGUGACCUCAAUCAUAUUGUCUCUGUAGCUAUGUCUGGUGUUACUUGCAGUAUGAGAUUCCCUGGAUAAUUAAAUGCAGAUCUCAGAAAAUUGUCAGUUAAUUUGACUCCCUUCCCUCGUUUACACUUCUUUACAGUUGGAAUAGCUCCUUUAUAUGGAAGAGGAUAGGCUUAGUUUGCCAGUAAAUAUGAUGUUCCUGAAAUUCUUUAGCAAGCUUUUAAUCCUCACAAUAUGAUGUGUGCUGCCGAUGUUUCUCAUGGAAAAUAUUUAACAGCUGCUCUUGCUUUUAGAGGAAAAGUAUCAUCAUAUGAAAUCGAAAAGCAACUACUAAACUUCUAACAAAAAAAUAGCAACCGUUUUACAGAAUGGAUUCCAAACAGUAUGAAGCUAAGUAUGUGCGAUAUAUCCUUGGAAUAAGUACCAAGAAGCGCUGUUUUAAUAAGUAAUAACACAUCGAUAUAAGAAGUAUUCAAAAGAAUAAAUGCUUAAUAUACAAGCAUGUUUAGAAGAAAGGCUUUCGUUCACUGGUAUUUAGAUGAAGGUAUGGACGAAAUGGAGUUUAAUGAAGCAGAAGCUAAUAUGAAUGACUUGGUGAGUGAAUAUCAAUAAUACUAAGAUUCAACCGUAGACAGUGAAGAAGAAAUUGACUUAGAUUAGACAUAGGCAACAUUUGGAGAAAGAUAAGAAAAACAAAAUAAAAAAUGUAACUCAAAAUAACAAUCUAAUAUUGCUUCAUCAAAUGAAAUUUGA